CUGUAUGAUAGGUUCAAAAGGUGAUAUUUGAAAAUAAUAAACCGACCAUCAGUUUGUUAGAUGAGUUUUUCUCAACUAUGACUGAGCUAUUCUAUGAUUUGUCACCAGAACAUACUACAAAUGUGCAUAGAUUUGAUCCAUCACGAACAGACAAAAGCAUAGACUGACAUAGAGUGUAAUUUAAAUGCAUGACAGAAGCUCUACAUGAAUUAAAACUGGUGGUUUCAUAAUUGAUAGUAGUGAAAGUAAAUAUAGAAAUGCUGUGUUGUGCUAUAGUGCUGAUUUUAUCUGUUAUCCAGCAAGGUGAAUCUUUGCAACAUGAAAUUGAAGUAUUAAAUAUCAGUCAUAUGGAGAGUUAUUCAAAUGGGGUGAAGGAAGAAAGGAACUCAAAUCCUGAUGUAGAAAACAGAUUGAGAAAUGAGAGUCGGACGAAAGAUUCUAGGAAACUCGAAUACACAUCCAAUAGAAUUGUAGGAGGCAAAGAGUGUUCCAUUGAACAAUAUCCAUGGAUGGUUUCAUUAAGAACAACGAAACGAUUAAGCCAUUACUGUGGAGGAGCCUUAAUAUCAUCCAGAUGGAUUCUUUCGGCCGCACACUGUUUCGAAAAAUCAUACAAAUCUCCAUGGAGGGUGACCGCUAUAGUUGGAUUAUCGACACUUCGAAGAAUAAGAUCUCAGGCGAUUAUGGCAAAAAAAAUAUUCAUACAUAAAGACUACGAUAGCAAAGCCAUAACAGAUGAUAUUGCCCUAAUUGUUUUAGAAUACAAAGUUUCUGUGCACCUUAGUGCUAUCGGUUUCAUUGAAAUACCAGAAAAACCUUUACCUUCAGACUUGUCGAUGCAAUGUCCUUCCAAAUCCUUCAUUGUUGCUGGUUGGGGGUCUCAAAAAGCUUAUACAACUGAACCCCCACCUUAUAAGAGUUCCCCUCACCUGAUGUGUGUUGAUGUCCCAUUCAUCACCAACAAACAAUGUGCAAAAUACUCCUGGGCAGCUAAUAAUCCAAAUGUUAUAUGCACUUUAUAUGAGCCAGGGGGUAAAGAUGCUUGCCAAGGAGAUUCUGGUGGACCUUUGUUCUGCAAGGGCGUCCAAUAUGGUAUCGUGUCGUGGGGACGUGGAUGUGCCGCACCCCAAUCACCCGGAUUUUACACCAGAGUCGAUAGAUACUUGGAUUUCAUUAAGGAAACUAUGGAUAAUUACGUUGAUGCAUCAUCAUGUUGUAGGGUUGAUUUCUGUCUCAUAACGAUUAUUAUAAUCAAAAUUUUUUUCAUAUGCAUGCAAAGUACUUUUUGUUAUCUUGAUGAGUUUUUCCAGAAUUUUCACUAGCUUAAUUGAGAUAUAUUCCUCUUGUAAGUAAUCGGAUAUAAGUUAAUCAAUAAAAGGAAAUGAACUUAAUGGUCUCUGUCUUUUUUUUCUGACCUGCACUCGUACAACGGAUUUGAAA
Messenger RNA from Coccinella septempunctata (seven-spotted ladybird), 1440 nucleotides. Its product is annotated as trypsin-like. Gene Ontology annotation, molecular function: serine-type endopeptidase activity. Lineage: Eukaryota; Metazoa; Arthropoda; Insecta; Coleoptera; Coccinellidae. Bases 258 to 1322 code for a protein of 354 amino acids. Gene Ontology annotation, biological process: proteolysis. The transcript has a single exon. The record is from RefSeq and is a predicted model, not a curated record.